GUGAACGCGCGGGAGAGAGCAAAAAUCCAAACAAUGGCGCCAUGACAGCUGUGUGCUUUCUUCCUGCUCAUAUCCACAGUCAGGGAACAUAACGCCGCAGCUCACAGGAGGCCACGACAAGGUGAUGUUGAAUCUGCUCUGACCACAUGGCGGACGACUUCAGUCAAUCCCUCACCCCACCAGUGUCCCCCUUUGCAGCAGACAGCCUAUGUGAGCUGACUCCCACUCAGCCACCAUGCUUCUGCUGCUCGGAAACAAAGGACGACCCCACUGGAGCUCUCUCCACAGAGGGAUUUGCUGCCAGAGGUUCACUGAAGCGGCUGCUGUUGCAUCUCGACCCUGCCCCUGCAGAGUAUGAGACAGACACGGUGGAGAUUUUUGGCUUCCCCUGGGUAACAGAGACAGCACUGGUAGAAUCUACAAAGGUUCUCUUUGGUCUGUUCAGACAAAAUGUUUACAGGUUGGAGACCUUGGUGCAGUCCAGCUCAAAAGACUUUGGUCAAGCAGGCAACCUCCACUAUGAAGCAGGAGACCUCAGACAACAGUGUGUUUCAUUUCUCCAGUUUGUCAAGGUCUUUGUGCACAGAUAUCUGGAACCUAUCGGCUCCAUGGAUGCAUGUCCACCCCACCCCUACGAGGAACUGGAAGCCCAGCUUCCCUCUGCUCUUUUGGAGGAGCUGUUUGGCAUCACUCUCCUCAUAGGACGUCUCAAAGACCUGCCUGCCAAUGUUCAGAGUGCCUUCACUAUACAGAACCCUGGAAAGAUUUUUCCUCCCUCGUGGCAUUUGCUACACCUUCAUCUCGACAUCCACUGGUCCAUCUUGGAGAUCCUUCACAUGCUUGGUUACAAGAUGCAAGGCCAGGUGGUGUAUGCCGACCAGUUUGUGAACCUGACGGGAGAGAACCUGACUGAUUCCAGUCUGUUUGAAGAACACCUGUGCAGUCUGCUGUGUGACCUCACUGGUCUGGCCAUGGGCAAAUACAACAAGGUAAGACCUACAGAGGCGCUGUGCAGCCAUCACUACCUUUGCUCCUGCACCAAAGAACUGUGGGUGCUACUCAUGCAUCUGCUGGAAUACAGGAAUAGAGUGUUGCACACACAGUCUUUUUGGAGCUACAUGAACUUGUUGCUGAGGCCUCUGGUGUCAGGGAAGCCUGCAACAGAACAGUUCAGGGGCCUCCCCACUCACUGCAAAGACCCUCUGGGAUUCACAUGGUGGCUGGUCACUCAUUUAGCAAUGUUAGGCCAAUACAGUCGGAACGGGACCAUCCAGACUGAGAAACAUCUGGGUGAUAACUGGGCUUUUGUGGAAGAACUGCUCAAGUUAACUUGUAAUCCCAAGGGAGGUCUUGCAGAGGAGCAGGUUAGGAUGCAUGUCCACUGUUGUCUCAGUGUCUGUCUGCUGUGGGAGCCAAGCACCAGUGCCGUCUCCACACUUUGGGACUACUACAGCAAGAAUCUGAGCGCCUCAUUCACUGUGCCCUGGCUGGGGAUGUCUGGCCUGGGCACUCUGUGCAAGAUGCCCCUGGCUCUGCUGGAGCAGGCCCGCAGCUGCUCCUCCCCCUCUCCCCUCCAUUCUCCGGGACACACCCAGCUCUACCGCUCAGCCAACUCCUUCCACAUCUUCCUUCGAGUGUUGGCCCUGUGCCUUGCCCAGGACAGGGCUGGCGGAGUCCCACAGAGACAGAUCAAAGGGAGGAUUUACUCCAAGUUCUCCUCGAAGAAAAUGCAGGAGUUGUCAGAGGCCGGCCUCAUGAACUUCCUCUUGUUGUUUCUGGUGGUUGCCCGACAGAUAGAGCUGGAGGACGUGGCCAGCAGAGCCUGUGAGUUGCUCGGCUUCCUUCCAGCCAGCUGCCCCCCUGGACACCGUACCCUUGUCUGGAGAGGUCAGCUAUCACUGCUCUUGUUGUUCCAGGAGAGGGGUCUGGAUGUUGGUGCCCAGGCUAGUUGGCUAGCUUCCUCCUUUAAUGAGACAGCCAAAGAGUUCUACAAUAAGACCACAGAGGUCUCUCGCAGACUUGCCCUCUGGGGGCCACUUGGCUCCUAUCUGGAUGGCGUGUCCGAGGUGUUUGAGACGAGCACCAGUCUCAGCCUAUCAGAGGAGAAGCUGCUUAACGAAGGGUUUGCUUGGUUGCUGCCCGCCUGCCGCCAGACAGAGCUGAAUUCUGCCUUGGGCUUUCUGCAGAUUGUCCUCGCCCAGCUCAGACGGGUCCAUCAGCGCAGUGUCCAGCCAGCACCCACCCUCGCCUGGCCUCCCCCUACCACCAGUGUGGUGAAAGAGCGCCACCUAGCUGUAGCAUCAGCUCUCUGGUUGCACUUCUUCCCCUUCCUGCGCAGCCUACGCCUCUCACAGACCCCUCCAGCACAGCUGGCAGAUGCUGCUGCAGGAUUCACCCUGCUUGCAUUUGAUUUGCCCAGCUCUGCCCCCCAAGAUCUUCAGCCCAACCCAGUCCAGUCCAUCAUGCAAUGCUUUGGCUGGGACGACAUGGUUCACCCACUUCUGGUGACUCGCUACCUUCCCCAUCUGCUCCAAAACAGUGAGCUGGUGUCGUCACUAAGCGGUGACUCUGGUGCCGGUGUGCCGGGUUCCGCACAAAGCCUGUCGGUGAGGGCCUGGUUCAGAUGUGUUCUACAGCAGCACCUUCACAAGAACCCAGAUGGGUCUGACAGCAGAACAGGCCGCGCUGUGGAGGAGCAGUUGUGUGAACUGACCCGGCUCGUGCUGAGGCUUCCUGAAGUGGACAGUCUUCUGCAGAGAGCUGGCCUCCAGCCCACAGCCACCAGACUGGAGUCCACUCCAGCCCUGGAGAUGUUUAUCAAGGCUGUGGGCUGUGUGUACAGCGGACUGCAGACUCUGUCUGAGCGUUCAGCCAUGGUGACCAGAGCGUUGGACUUCAUCGGAGACAUCCUGAAACACAUUAAACCUUCUCUGGUCAGCAAGAACCAAGAGGGACUGCAUCUGGCCUACUGGGCUGUUGGCUGCAUAGUGAAGCAUUGGAGCCCCCUGCUGGCCACAUCAAAAGCCCAGCAGCUGCUGUUCCGUAUCGUGGAUGGGCUGCUGCUUCCCCACAACCUCACACAGCAGGAUAAAGCUCUCAGGGACAGCCUACCACUGUAUCUACAGGGUUUGUCUGUGGCCUCCAGUGUGUCUCAGUCGCAGGGUGCCUACCUGAAGCAGCAGCUCCGUUCUGUUACCCGCAGAUAUCUGGAUCAUUUCCUUCCUGCCUCACCUUCCAUAGGCAUCAUUGCCAACCACCCGGUGCUUCUGGGUUCCUGCGAGGCCAAUUCAAUCUCCCGGGGGCCAGUGCUGAGGAAGAUCAUCCUGGAGGUGCUCUGUGAGAGCUUCCUGCAGUUCAAAGGUUACGCUCCUCCACCUCGUCUGGCCUCUGCCCUGAUGUUUCUGUUAGAGCUUCUGAGACGAAAUAGAGACACAGACCCCGCCCUCCUCACGUUGCCCCUCCCCUGUCUGCUGCGCUGUGUGAUGCUGGUCAACGAACCGCAGGUGAGGAAGAUAAGCACAGAUGCUUUACAGCUUGUGGUGGAGCGAUGUGCUGCAGCAUCUACCGAGGGACCAUGUGACCAGAUCAUCGCUGUCUUACGGUCAUUUGUGGAGGAGAAUGAGGGAGUCUAUGACCGGCAGGUGUACAGCACCCUGGAGACAGUGGCUGUUUUAGAUCCCUCUGUGGUCCAAGCUCUCAUUCCCACCUUGUCUCUCAGUCUGAGAAACACUGAGCACAAGAGAGGCCUGGGCAAGAACAUCGCCUUGAGGACUGCGUAUAGGAAGCUGCUGUCGCUCCUUGGGGAGAGUGGGCAGGUUGAAAUAAGCAGUUUGGAAGUUGACUGAAAAAAGUCCAGGACCUGGCACCAGCUCCAAGAAGGUUGCUUAGCAGAGUAUCUUACAAAAUCUAAGAGCGUCUCAUUACUGUGGUAAUUCAAACUCAAACUACUGAUGAAGAAAAACAGCACAUGUGAUACAUUUACAAUGUUUCAUGAGUUGUGGACCAAGUGGACUUUGACAGCUCCUAAUGCAUGAGCCUAAUAAGUCUAAUAUCACCAGGUUGUAUAUAUGUACGUAUUGUAAAGAACAUGCAUUUCUGUAUGUGGACAGAUGUGUUAUUAACAAAAUAAAAUGUGACAAUUUA
Molecule: messenger RNA, 4143 nt
Organism: Hippoglossus stenolepis (Pacific halibut)
Lineage: Eukaryota; Metazoa; Chordata; Actinopteri; Pleuronectiformes; Pleuronectidae
Gene: mms22l
Product: MMS22-like, DNA repair protein
Exons: 26
Coding region: 147-3845 (1232 amino acids)
Biological process (GO): double-strand break repair via homologous recombination; replication fork processing
Cellular component (GO): nuclear replication fork
Source: RefSeq, a predicted model, not a curated record